AUGUUAGGGAAAACCUAUAUCAGCCCUACAAGCCUGUUCCGCAGGGAAAACCUAUAUCAUCCCUACAAGCCUGUUUCGCAGGGAAACCUGCGGAACAGGCUUGUUAGCGGACCAUCUCUUCAUCCUCAUCAUAGUCCUCCUCCAUCGUCAUCCUCCGCUGCUCCUCCCAAGGUUGACCCUGCAGUGUCUAUGCAGUGCGGCUCCUCAGUCGGACAUUUUUCAUCGCCUUACUGGACCAGGACAGUGUUGUUCCCAGACUGGGCCUACAAGCCAUCCUGGUCUCCGGGCUCCAGGCAGGUCCAGCUGUGGCACUUCCUGUUAGAGCUGCUGCGCCGCGGCGAGGGCGGAGCCAUCGGUUGGGGCAGCGAGUGGGGCGAGUUCGUCAUCCGCGACCCCGAGAGACUGGCCAGGCUGUGGGGGGAGAGGAAGGGCAAACCCCACAUGAACUACGACAAGCUGAGUCGCGCCCUCAGAUAUUACUACAACAAGCGCAUCCUGCACAAGACCAAAGGCAAGAGGUUCACGUACAAGUUCAACUUCACCAAACUCAUCCUGGUCAACUACGCGGCUCACCUGCCUCCACCUUGUCAUCAGCUGCUCCACAGCAACCAGUGUGGUCUUCCUCUGGGUGGGACCACAGCAUCAGCCAUGGACAGAGCGGUCCAGGACCGGCCUCACCCCCUCUUCCUCCCGUGCUGCCUCCCCAACCCCAUUCCAUCGCCGCAGCUUCUCCACGCCCCCUCACCCUUCAACUUAGGAGGAGCCUGCAGGCCCCCCGGCUUGCACCCUAUGGCCUCCUUGGCCCUCCACGCCAACGCCAAAGGUCACGUGGUGGAGUGGGACGCGGACCGACUCACUUGGAGGCUGCUUGGCGGAAGACAGCAAGGCGAGGAGGAAAGGCUAUGAAGGACAGAUAAGAAGGAGGAUAUCACUGCAACGGAAGGGAUGGAAAAUACUUUUAUUUUUUGUAGAUUGCUGGAAUAGUUUGAUGUUCUGUGGUUGAAUUUAGGCAGAUGUUUUAUUUAUGUGCACUACCGUUCAAAAGUUUGGGGUCACCCAAGCAAUUUUGUGGAAUAGCCUUCAUUUCUAAGAACAAGAAUAGACUGUCGAGUUUCAGAUGAAAGUUCUCUUUUUCCGGCCAUUUUGAGCGUUUAAUUGACCCCACAAAUGUGAUGCUCCAGAAACUCAACCUGCUCAAA
Molecule: messenger RNA, 1199 nt
Organism: Entelurus aequoreus (snake pipefish)
Lineage: Eukaryota; Metazoa; Chordata; Actinopteri; Syngnathiformes; Syngnathidae
Product: protein FEV
Exons: 9
Coding region: 1-906 (301 amino acids)
Biological process (GO): cell differentiation; regulation of transcription by RNA polymerase II
Cellular component (GO): nucleus
Molecular function (GO): sequence-specific DNA binding; DNA-binding transcription factor activity, RNA polymerase II-specific
Source: RefSeq, a predicted model, not a curated record